This is a messenger RNA of Mytilus californianus (California mussel), 1213 nucleotides long. RefSeq names its product xaa-Arg dipeptidase-like. The transcript is spliced from 6 exons. Bases 5 to 1189 code for a protein of 394 amino acids. The record is from RefSeq and is a predicted model, not a curated record. Gene Ontology annotation, molecular function: dipeptidase activity. NCBI's taxonomy places the organism in Eukaryota, Metazoa, Mollusca, Bivalvia, Mytilida, Mytilidae.
AACAAUGGAAAACCUGAGACAAGUUGCUUGUUUAGCAAUAGAUAAUGGAUCGGAAGAACUGAACAGCAUUAGCCAAAUAUUGUGGAAAAGGCAAGAACUAGGAUUAAACGAAAUUCAUGCUCACACUGUCCUUACGAAUAUACUAGAACAGAAAGGGUUUACGGUACAAAGAAACUUUAUACUAGACACGGCUUUCAAAGCUGAAUUAGGAUCAGCAGAUAACGGACCGAACAUUGCAGUUAUUUGCGAAUAUGAUGCUCUUCCCGAGAUUGGUCACGCUUGUGGUCAUAAUUUGAUUGCAGAAUCUGGAAUUGCUGUAGCUAUUGGUGUGCAAGCAGCAUUCAAACGGUUAGGGACUCCAAUGGGAAAGAUUACUAUCUUGGGAACUCCAGAUGAAGAAGGAUAUGGCGGUAAAAUAGACUUGAUUGAAUCUGGUGCAUUCAAUAAGAUAGAUGUAGCCAUGAUGGUACAUCCGUUCCCAAAGACAAUUUCAAAUGUACAAAUGCUUGCUAUUGAUGGAGUCACUAUCAAAUAUAUAGGAAAAGCAGCUCACGCAGCAGCUUAUCCUUGGGAAGGAGUAAAUGCCCUUGAUGCUGCUGUAUUAUGCUACCAAAAUGUUUCCUGCUUGAGACAACAGUUGAAACAAACAUGGAGAGUACACGGGAUAAUAAAGAAUGGAGGAGUCAAGCCAAACAUCAUACCAGAUUUAUCAGAGCUAGAGUUCUACUUCAGGACACCAAGCAAAAAGGAAUUGGAUGAACUAAGAGACAAAAUGAAAGCAUGUUUUGAGGCAGCUGCUGUGGCGACAUGCUGUCAGGUUGAGUAUGAGUUCACAGGAAGACCUUGUCUGAAUGUUGUAACCAACAAGCGUUUAGAAGCUGCUUUUAGGGGAAAUGCUGAGUAUUUAGGGGUGAAGUUUGACUCAGCAGAAGGUCAGAUUGGAGGAUCUACUGAUAUGGGCAAUGUAUCCCAAGUUGUUCCAAGCAUUCACCCGUUUUAUGGAAUUGGAACAACUUCUGUUAAUCAUUCAAAAGACUUUGCUUUAGCAUCAGGUGACCCAAAUGCACAACCACCGACCCUUACUCAAGGAAAGGCGAUGGCGUUAACCUGUUUAGAGUUGUAUCAAAACAAAGACCUGUUAAAGGAAAUCAAAGAAGAAUUUGCAGUAUUUCAGACAUUGUCAGCAUGAAUGGGACAAAACUUACUAUACAUU